Peromyscus californicus insignis is the source of this 5572-nucleotide messenger RNA. It is a transcript of the gene Rnasel, whose product is annotated as ribonuclease L. NCBI's taxonomy places the organism in Eukaryota, Metazoa, Chordata, Mammalia, Rodentia, Cricetidae. Gene Ontology annotation, molecular function: RNA binding; ATP binding; RNA nuclease activity. Gene Ontology annotation, biological process: negative regulation of viral genome replication; defense response to virus; mRNA processing. The coding region runs from base 1445 to 3655 and encodes 736 amino acids. The transcript has 7 exons. The record is from RefSeq and is a predicted model, not a curated record.
UUCCAUCCUAGAACACCGGGGAUUUGUGAACAGAGAAGAUACAAGAGUGAUGGGUGAAGCUGGGUCCUAUAACCUGAAAGGCGAGCGCCCUGGGCCAAAUCUGUCCUCCGUGCUCAGGGUAGAGCCUUUGCUUUCUGUCAUGGGGUGAAGAUUGCUCGGGCUGUGUCUGCGCUGACCCUGCGCACACACCUUCAGUUCUUUCGUUUUCUCACUCCUUUCUUGGCUCCGCCCUGAGGGCUCAGUGACAUACCACAAGGAAAUGUUUCCUCUAGGGGAUGGUCUUAAAGGACUGUGACUGCCAAAAGAAUGAUGCUGAGGAGACUGGGUUUGGGAGGUAAGGUGGAGCGGACUGGAGGAGAGCUGGCAGUGUCUGAGGAGUCCUUCCUGGCCUGAUCUCACGGGUCGGGGUGGGGAUGAAAAAGCCUGGAGGAUUUGGGCAGCAGCCCUGUGGUCCCGAGCCCUUCCUCCUCAGGCUGUCACUGUCCAGAAGCUGUUUAUUUAUGGUCUCUGCUCCGGGGGCAGCUCUGGAAUGAGGGAGGAGAAAAUGAAAGUGAAAGCAGACGCGUUUGCUGCGGGGCUCGCAUUUGCUGCCGGGCUCCAUUCUAGGCUGGGCUUUCCUCCUCUGCCCCUCCCGUGACACCAACCCACCUCACAGCCAGUCGUCGUAGUCAGGAUCCGCUACAGAAACGCUUUGAUCCACGACUUCGGUGCUUGGUAUUCAGAUUAUACUGCAUCUGCAGAUCUCAAAGAGGGAGACUUUGUGCAUUUUGUAGCAGACGCAGCUAUUUAGAUGUGCAGGUUAACAAGGGCUGACCUGGAUCUAACCCUAAAGCUGAAUGAGGCCACUGGCUUAAAUGACACUUCCCCUGUCCCACCCAUGAAGGGCACAUGGGCAGGAGAAGAGAAUCUGCUACAAAAGAAAAAAUUCACCAAGAGGCAUCAUAAGCUCUGCCUUUCAGCCAAUGCCCAGUAUUUGCUACACGCCCUAACGCAGUCUCCUAUGGCCCUGUUUAUUGUUGAGGAAACAAUAUUGUAAGUCAGCGGUUUAAGAGUGUGCAACCAGGAAGUGACAGUCAAAAGUUGCACACCCAGAAACUCAAAGCUGAGCUCAUAAUUCACGUUUUUUCCACGACUGCUUCAAUUAACAUCGCACAGGAGUGUGAAGAGGGCAGGUGUGGAGGACGCAGCAGCGAAGUGGGGUGACCAGCCAGCCUCCCAUGGGAUAAAGAAACCCAGAUGGACAAAGACUAAGAAAUACACUUCUCUCCUUAGAGGAGCUUGCUUGUGCUCUCCCCAGCCCAAAAGCCACCAACUGCUAGGAGACAUCAGAAGACAGAACACAUAAACCCAAUUCCUACCCCAAGACUUUCAUCACGUCCCAAAGAAACAAGUGUUCAUUUCUCAAGGAAAAAGCUGAAAACGUUCAACAUUGGAAUCGACUAUCAUGGAGAUCACGGAUCAUGACACCCCCCAGGAUGGAUCCACAUCCUCAAGUAAUCAGAGGACCAUUAGUGAAGACAGUCUUUCGUUGAUUGAAGCUGUUAAAGAGGGGAAUGUUGACAGGAUCCAGCAAUUGCUGGAAAGAGGGGCUGAUGUCAAUAUCUGUGAAGACAUGGGGGGCUGGACACCUUUGCACAAUGCAGUGCAGUUUGGCAGGGUAGACAUUGUCGAGCUCCUGCUUCGUCAUGGUGCUGACCCCCGUCGAAGGAAGAAGAAUGGGGCCACUCCCUUCAUCAUCGCUGGGAUCCAUGGAGACGUGAGACUGCUCGAGAUUUUCCUCUCUAGAGGAGCAGACGUCGAUGAGCACGACUUGAACGGCUUCACGGCUUUCAUGGAAGCUGCCGAGUAUGGUAAAGUCGAAGCCUUAAGAUUCCUUUUUGGUAAAGGAGCCAAUGUGAAUUUGAGACGGGAGACCACGGAAGACAGAAGGCGACUGAGGCAAGGAGGGGCCACAGCUCUUAUGAGUGCUGCUGAAAAUGGCCACACAGAAGUCCUGAGUAUUCUCCUCAAGGACAUGAGGGCGGAAGUCGAUGCCCGGGACAAUAUGGGCAGAAAUGCCUUGAUCCGUACUCUGCUGAACUCCGAUAGUGAAAAUGUGGAGGAGAUUACUCGCCUUCUGCUCCACCACGGGGCUGACGUUAACGUGAGAGGAGAGGGGGGGAAGACACCCCUGAUCUCCGCAGUGGAAAGGAAACACACAGGUUUGGUGCAGAUGAUCCUGGAUCAGGAGGGAAUAAACAUCGAUGAUAGAGAUAGCCAGGGCAAGACAGCCCUGCUAAUCGCUGUUGAACUCAAACUGAAAGAAAUCGUCGAGUUGUUAUGUGCUAAGGGAGCCAAUACCAAGUGUGGGGAUCUUGUUGGGAUAGCCAGGAGGAAUUAUGAUCCUUCCCUUGUAGACCUUCUUCUCCGUUAUGGAGCUAAUGAUCAAACCGGCCCUUCUGCUGUAGACAGGUUGCCUCAUAGUUCACGCUGGGAGGAAGCCUUGAAAAGACUUCACCGUAUGUCUCGACCCAUGAUUGGCAAACUCAAGAUCUUUAUGGACAACGAAUUUAAAAUUUCUAGCACUUCUGAAGGGGGCAUCUAUCUGGGGUUCUAUGACAAUCGAGAGGCGGCUGUGAAGGUCUUCCGUGAGGACAGCACACGUGCACAUAAGGAGGUUUCCUGUCUGCAGGGCUGCCUUGGACACAGUAACUUCGUGACUUUCUAUGGACGUGAGACCAGCAAGGGCUGUUCAUAUGUGUGUAUGUCCCUGUGUGAUUGGACAUUGGAAGAGUUCCUGGAAGGGCACAGAAAGGAACCCGUGGAGAAUGGGGAAGAUAAGUUUGCCCGCAAUGUCCUGUUGUCUAUUUUUGAGGCUGUUAAAAAACUACACUUGCAUGGAUACACCCAUCAGGAUCUACAGCCACAAAACAUCUUAAUAGACUCCAAGAAAGCUGUUCGCCUGGCAGAUUUUGAUCAGAGUAUCCAGUGGAAGGAAGAUCCACAGACGGUCAAGAAAGACUUGGAGGCCCUUGGACGGCUGGUCCUCUAUGUGAUAAAGAAAGGUGAGAUCCCUUUUGAGACACUGAAGGCUCAAAAUAAUAAAAAGGUGAUUAAAAAGUCUUCAGACGCGGUGACUAAGGACCUCAUUUAUUGCCUGUUUUAUCCUGAAAAGAAUGUAAUGAACUGUCUGGAGGACCUGCUCGGCCAUCCUUUCUUUUGGACUUGGGAGAAUCGCUACAGAACACUUCGGAAUGUGGGGAAUGAAUCUGACAUAAAAAAACCAAAAUAUGCAAGUGAGCUUCUCAAACAACUGCAGUCUCAGACACCUGAACCUUCCAGAAGUUUCUAUCAGUGGAGAUCUAAGAUCGACGAAGAUGUUAUGGGAAAAAUGGACUCUUUCUAUACAAUAAACAACAGAAAACCUUAUCAGGACACUGUGGGUGACUUACUAAAGUUCAUUCGGAAUAUAGGAGAACACAUCGAUGAGGAUAAAAAUAAGCAAAUGAAGGAGAGAAUUGGAGAACCUUCUUGUUAUUUUCAGGAGACAUUUCCAGAUCUCAUAAUCUAUGUCUACAAGAAACUACGGAACACAGAAUACAGAAAACAUUUUCCUCAGGCUCCAUCAAGCCUCAGUGUGCCUGAGGCAGCGGGACCAGCGGACCUACAGAGCUGAGGCUUGCAAGCUCAAGGAACCGAUUUUUAAUCUGUAUAGUUCUUGGCAAGUUGCAUAUCUGUGAUCUCUUUGGUAAUCUGGUUGUUUGUGAGGGCUGAGUUAGCUAGCCAGCAUGUCAGUUUCUGAUACACUGUUCCACACAAUCACAAAAGCAGUGUACUACAAAACUGUACUACUCCAUUUUGGUGGAUAGAAUUGGGAGAACCUUCUGCUAAGAUUUCACUUUUUAAAAAAAAACGUGUGUGUGUGUGUGUGUGUGUGUGUGUGUGUGUGUGUGUGUGUGUGUGUGUGUGUGUGUAUGUGUGUGUAGAGAGAGGGGGGGGCACACAUGCCACAUGUGGAAGUCUGAGUACAACUUUGUGGAGCUGAUUCUCUUCUUCUACCAUUAUAUGGGUUUUGGGGAUCAAAUUCAUGUUGGGAGGCUUUCAUGGCAAGCACCUCUACCCACCUGAAUCAUAUCACCAGAGUGAUUCCUAUUAUAUUAAUUGCACCAAAGGAAUGAGUAUCAAGACCCCAUGCCUGUGUGUUUUAUGUUUAUCUCAUUUAAUUCUUCCAACGAUCUUGCAAAACAGAAUUUAUUAUCUCCAUUUAAGAACCAAGGCUUGGAGAGUCUGAAUGACUUGCCCAAGAUCAUACAACCUGUCAGAGCAGUGUCUAAAAAGAUGCUACAUUAUUGUUGCAUCUCACCUGGGGGCUUUAAAAACAAUCAACAUCUCUUCUGGAUGAAACUCAGAAGGAAUUUGCCAAAGGGCUCCAGGAGGCUUCGUUAUCAUUCAGUAUUUGGUACCUAGCUAAAUGAAGCCCAUUUUUUUCUGUAAGCACUAGUACUGGUUUCUCCAUGACCUCAAGGUCAUAGUUCUCACUUGGAAUCAUUUGUUAAUGUUGUAGCUGGGGGAAUGGCACGACAGGCAUUGAGUAAGUAUGAACCAGGGAUGCCAUCAAACAUUCUGUGAUGCAUGAAGCAGCCCUCUCACGACACCACACUGUGCAGACUAAAUAUCAGUGGUGCUGAGGUUGACAAAGACUGUCUGAAGGGAUUGGGACACGUUUGAGCUGGCCUUGGGCCUAGGGCUGUAAGUACAUGGAACACCUCCCAGAAGAAUGACUUGGAUGUAUUUUCUUGAUGCUGGAUCUGAAAUGAAGUGGUUCCUUCUGGUGUCCACGCAGGAGUCCUCAUCUUCCCUCGCUUCCCAUGCUCAUGGUGCACAUGCUCUGUUUGUGGUGCUCUACCAUCUCCCUGACACAUUGUCACCUCAGUGUGUGCUUCAUCCCAAUUGUCCUUUUGUCCCCCCGCCCCUGAAUCAAAGCUCCCUAAGGCCUUUGUAUCUUUACUGCCUAGUAAUGCUUGAUAAAUCUUCACUGAGUAAUCAACGGACCACCCUUGUACAUGGAUGAUGAUGAUGAUGAUGAUGAUGAUAAUGAUGAUGACGACAAUAAAUUUAUGGACUUUAUAUAUUACACCUACAUAUUUUUAAAUCUAAUUUUGUUUUGAAAACAGUACUGUAAGGCAAACACUAUGAUCUUUAUUUUGAUAAUGAGGAAACUAAGGCUAGAAAUAUUUUUAUGUACUCUGGGCAUAUAGCAUUAGAUUUGGACUGUCUUGGUUUGGACAGAUUUUCUGGUGUGACAUCUAGUGUUCUUUCCACCUAUCAUUGUGGUGGCUAAGAUGAAAUUUUGGAAUGGGAAUUAAAUAGUAUCUUAGAUUCUUUUCAAAAAGGAUGUAUCUGGAAAUGACUAGAUGGCUGUCACUGCAAGGAGUUACGGUCCACUGGAAGAGACAAAUUCAUGGCUUAAAAGAAGGUUUUUAAGCAGAGUUAUUGCUUUAGGUUUUAAAAUUGAGCUUUGUUAUCUGACUUGAAUAUGUCAAUCAAAAUGUCCAUGUGUGAAGCAUACCCAAUACAAAAUUGAAUCAUUUCA